AUGUGGCUGAACUCUUCGCAAUUACUAAGAUUUAAGCUCCAUUACACGGUGUUUGAUUCAACGGGCAUAUGUUCAAUCAUAUUUUUCAAUCGUCUUGCUUAUGAUUUGAUUGGCUUCUCAGCUGAGGAGUUGAAGACAAAGGUAGCAAAGGACAAAAACCCAGGUUCUUUUCCAAAAGAAUUGAGCAAUUGUGUGGGGAAAGAAAUGAUCGUCAAGCUAAAGAUCAAAGAAAGCAAUAUUAGGUAUCGAAAUAGUAGUAUGGGUGUUAUCCAGUUCUCUACCGAUAAAAAGAUGCUGAAAAACUUUGCGUACUCUGCUAUCGAGGGAAGUCAACUUAAUGAAUCUGAAAACAUCACUUAUGAGAAGGCUACAGUUGACACUUCAUCAUCACAACCAACAACAUUGUUGUCAUGUGGCAUGUUGGAUGUAGAUAAUGAUCUCUUAAUAUCUCAGUUGCAUGGCUCUCCAAACACAUUGUCUAAGCGUAAAAAGAAUCCACCUGAUUCAUCAAUUGAUGAUGACGAGAUGAGAUUGUCUGCCAACUCAACUAUGAAGUCCAACUACAUGAAGCCCUUGAAGAACAUCAAAAAGGAGAAGGAAGAUGAGGACUGA
Neltuma alba is the source of this 612-nucleotide messenger RNA. RefSeq lists its product as uncharacterized. The coding region runs from base 1 to 612 and encodes 203 amino acids. NCBI's taxonomy places the organism in Eukaryota, Viridiplantae, Streptophyta, Magnoliopsida, Fabales, Fabaceae. The record is from RefSeq and is a predicted model, not a curated record. The transcript is spliced from 4 exons.